Limanda limanda (common dab) is the source of this 2873-nucleotide messenger RNA. RefSeq names its product SprT-like N-terminal domain (gene sprtn). Bases 137 to 1975 code for a protein of 612 amino acids. Gene Ontology annotation, molecular function: metalloendopeptidase activity; polyubiquitin modification-dependent protein binding; single-stranded DNA binding. NCBI's taxonomy places the organism in Eukaryota, Metazoa, Chordata, Actinopteri, Pleuronectiformes, Pleuronectidae. Gene Ontology annotation, biological process: DNA repair. The transcript is spliced from 5 exons. Gene Ontology annotation, cellular component: nucleus. The record is from RefSeq and is a predicted model, not a curated record.
UUUGACGGAACAUCAACAAGAAGAAACGAUGAAUUCAAAUUUGAAUUUCUGACAUUUCAGUGAAACUUUUUGAACAGAACGUGUAUUCGACAGAUGCCACUGACUUCCGCCAGCUGGUCCCUGACUUCCGGUGGUGAUGGAGGAUGAUUUCCUGCUCGCCCUGCGGCUCCAGGAGCAGUUUGACACCGAGUACCAGAGUCUCCAGACCUCCUCGUCCUCCUCUUCCUCCUCCUCCCACCGGCUGGAUGAUGCCGGACAGAGCAGCAGCAAGAAGCGGAGACUGGACGUGUCCUCUCCGGGCGGCAGCGGGUCUUUCCCCCGCUGGGAGCAGCCCGAGAGGCCGCUGUCCAUCGUGGACGCGUCGUGGGAGACGCUGGACCCUAGCCCCGACGUCAGGGCCAUGUUCCUGGACUUCAACCACACCUUCUUCUGGGGGAAGCUCAGCGGGGUGGAGGUGAAGUGGAGCCCCAGAAUGACCCUCUGUGCAGGUGUGUGUUCCUACGAGGGUCGGGGGGGCCUGUGCUCCAUCAGGCUCAGUGAACCGCUGCUGAAACUGAGACCCAGAAAAGACCUGGUUGAGACUCUCCUCCAUGAGAUGAUCCACGCCCUCCUGUUUGUGACCCAGAACAACCGAGACCGAGACGGUCACGGACCUGAGUUCUGCAAACAUAUGAACCGUAUCAACGAUGCCACCGGAACGAAGAUAUCUGUCUACCACAGCUUCCACGAUGAGGUGGAUGUGUACCGGCAGCACUGGUGGCGCUGCGACGGGCCCUGCCAGAACCGAAAGCCCUACUUCGGCUACGUGAAGAGAGCCAUGAACCGGGCUCCGUCGUCUCAGGACCCCUGGUGGGCGGACCACCGGAGGACGUGUGGCGGGACGUACACCAAGGUCAAGGAGCCUGAAGGAUACGGCCAGAAAGGAAAGAAGGUUGGGAAGACGGACGGGAAAAAGGACGGGAAGGCGUUACCUAAGGAGGCCUCGGGAAGUGGGAAACCUUCAAGUACAGCUCCAGGUUCUGGAUUACAGGACAUAAGGAACAUGAUCCCGUUCACUGGCAAAGGCUUCCUGCUCGGCGGGAAGUCACAGACCUCCACGUCUUCCCCCCCGUCCCACAAACCACCGGUCCCUCUUGUGAAACCACCAUCGUCGAACCCAGUGUUCUCUCCUCCCAAGAAACUCUUCCCCCCGUCGUCCCCGGCCAAAGCCCUCCCUCCCGCUCCCUUUCACUCUGGACUCUCCGGGGCCUUCCCCUCCACCGGGCCAGCAGCCUCCACGGGCCAGAGGCCACCUAAGAAGAGGUCCGUGGGGAACACACGGGUGUUUGUCAGCAUCAACGGGUCGCCGGUUCGAAUCCCUAAACCACACAGUAGCAGCAGCAGGAGCCAAGUAGCAGAGAAAACAAGGCAGAGUUCCAUCGAGGAGCUUUUUGACAGCAUGGGGGUCAGAGGGUCAGUGGGUUCUGAGACCAGAAGAGACUCGCUGACGUCCCCGGGGAUUUCCACCAGCUCGGCCUUAGUCUCUUCUCUGUUUCCUAAACAACAGAGGACGCCUCAGCCACGUUCAGCUGUGGUUUCAAACAGAGGCAGCCCUGAUGAACCAACACAGUCCAAGUAUUUCAACAGUGACAGAACGUCAGGAGCUGCUGCUGCUGCUGGGAGUCAGAGCUCGAGGAAGAGGCCGUGGGACGACCGCCGCGGCUCGGCCAGCAUCUUCGACUUUUUCCAGAAAACAUUAAGCACCGAUUCAGCAGCGUCGAGGGAGUCGGUGAAGACGAGAUCACCUGCAGUGCAGCAGAGAACUGUGACUGCUACAGCCACCGCUUCCUCUUCAUCCUCUAACACGCCUUCUGUCAGCGCUACUUCAUCCUCCUCCUCCUCCUCCUCUUCCUCACUGACGGUCAGCUGUCCUGUGUGCCAAGCGAAGGUGCAGGAGUCGAAGAUCAACCAGCAUCUGGACUCAUGUCUCUCCUGAGGAGGAGCAACAGACGUUUCAGGGAAUAAGGUCUUUUAAAAUUGGCCUUUUUGUGAUAUUAUACCACUUUUGGUUUUAAUAGAUGGUUUUACUUCCAGGUUAGAUUGUUUUAUUAUUCUCUAAUAACCCUACUUCCUCUCUGAUCACAUGUGCCUGCUGACAGCCCAAUGCCUUAGUAUUUUAAGAAGCAUCAAGGUUUAACAGAUUAUGUGAGUUUACGUUCAAAUAUUCAGUUUCAUCAUGAAAACACAACAAAGGACUUCCAGUAAGUUCUCAGUUUUGUGGCUGUUACAGGUUCGUGUGUUUUAUCAGGAUUUGAAGCACUGUGGUUUUAACUGCACAGAAUAUGUCAUUCUUACAAUAUUUUCCAUCAUAGAGAUCAGCAAUCAGUGAUCAGCUCCUUCAGAAUUCACCAGAAUAAUGUGAAAACUGACCAGUUGUGGUGUAAAUUCAGAAGCGGCUGCCGUCUGUGUGUUUAUAAGAAGUUAUUUUUGCCUCGUCUGUGGGCGGACGAGCUGACUUUAGUCUGACGUGUCCUUCAGACGUCAGGAGACACAGACUGACCUCUGCUGAUCUGCAGGAAUCACAUUUCACACCCGCUAGCUGUUUAUUUCUGCUUCACACCGACACUGACACGGCAUCGAUCUGCAGGGUCGGGUCCUGUGAGAGCUUCGGAUUGUUCACGCACCGAAACUAAUGUGCUCCAGUCGUCAGAUUUACAGUGAAACACAUGAGGAUGGUUUAAACUUUUAUUAUUUGUUGGUGAAAUGUGAAGAUUUCUGCAAAAACAUCCGGAUUUUAUAUGUUUAUACGUUGUUUUGUAUGUGUUGUGUUUGUUUUAAAGUAAAUUGUUAAACAUGUUCAGGUUUUGUUGCUAAUAAAAAUAUUUUACCUUCCA